GACAUUGAAGGAGGCAGAAAUCAUGAGGCAGAAAUCAUUCCGUGGAGUAUGGAAACUACCCGGAGGGCCCAAGGUUUAGGGACAGGUGCAGCCAGGCACAGUAAAAGGUCAGAGCAAGAAAAACAAGGAAGAUAUCUGUGGUCAUGCACCUGAGUCCCCACCCCGGACUUAUGCAAACAAUUCCCAGAAAUAGCUGAGCUCAUAACAGUUUCUAGGGUGCCCCUCAGCAGUUUCUAGAACCCUCUCGUGACCAGAGUUUUUAUUCAAACUAACCAAUGAUCUUGCUCCUCGCUUCUGUACCCGCGCUUUUUUGCUAUAAAAUGAGACCAAAGAAUCCACCCGGCGCGCCAGUCCCUCUAGGUGACUGAGUCGCCCGAGUACUCGUAAGUUCAAUAAACCUCUUGCUAUUUGCAUCCGGAGUUGUGUUCGCGUUGAUCCUGGGAGGGUUUCUCAAGGUCGGUGGACUACCCGAACAUUGGGGUCUUUCAUUUGGGGGCUCGUCCGGGAUCUGAGAUUCCCACCCAAGGACCGCCGAACCACCGACGGGAGGUAAGCUGGCCAGCGAUCGCUCUAUGUUCUCUCUGUGUCUGACUCCGAAAACUCUGACUGUCUAUUCGGUGUGCGCGCAUUUUUGGUUUCAGUUUAUUCCGGGUUAAUCGAUCUAAGAUCGAGGCGUGAGUAGCGGACAGACGUGUUCGGGGGCUCACCGCCCGGCAAUCCUGGGAGACGUCCCAGGAUCAGGGGAGGACCAGGGACGCCUGGUGGACCCCACGGCAAGGGAUAAUUCUCUUCUGAUCUCACAGUUGCACUGUCUUGAGAGACAUACCCUACCUUCUGACUCUUUUUCCUGUCUUUUUAAUAUACGUCUACGCCGCCAUAUAAUUUUUUUUCCUUUUUAUUUCAAUAAUAAUCAUUAUCUGGGUCGUAAUUCCACUCUUCGGGACCCCCAGAAUGGGACAGGGUGAGUCGACCCCUCUCUCUCUUACACUAGAUCACUGGAAAGACGUGAAGACAAGGGCUCACAAUCUUUCCGUGGAGAUAAGAAAGGGAAAGUGGCAAACCUUCUGUUCCUCCGAGUGGCCCACGUUCAAAGUGGGAUGGCCACCGGAGGGGACUUUUAAUCCUUCUAUUAUUUCUGCAGUCAAAAGGAUUGUCUUCCAGGAGACUGGAGGACACCCGGACCAGGUUCCCUACAUCAUAGUUUGGCAGGACCUCUCCAACAGCCCCCCCCCAUGGGUGCCACCCUUAGCCAAGAUCGCCGUUGCCUCUGGUCAAGAUAACGGGCGAAAGUCGGCGGGGGGGAGGCCGUCCGCUCCUUCCCGGCUCCCCAUCUACCCGGAGACGGACAGCCUGUUCCUCCUCUCAGAACCCCCGCCCUAUCCAACGUCCCCUCCACCUCCCCCAGCCCCUCACGCGGCCAGACCAGCGCCAGGCCUAAUGGCUGAGGGACUCGGCUCUGAGGGACCGGCCGCUGGAACUAGGAGUCGCCGUCCCCGCAGUCCUACGGGUGACACUGGUCCUGACUCCACUGUGGCCCUGCCCCUCCGGGCCGUGGGACCCCCGGCCGAACCAAACGGCUUAGUCCCCUUGCAAUAUUGGCCUUUCUCCUCAGCAGAUCUCUAUAAUUGGAAAUCUAAUCAUCCUUCUUUUUCCGAGAAUCCUACAGGACUCACGGGACUCCUUGAGUCCCUCAUGUUUUCCCACCAGCCUACUUGGGACGAUUGCCAGCAGCUCCUGCAAGUCCUCUUUACCACCGAGGAAAGAGAAAGGAUUCUUUUGGAGGCUCGCAAGAACGUCCUUGGAGUUAACGGGGCCCCUACACAACUCGAGAACCUCAUUAAUGAGGCCUUCCCCCUUAAUCGACCUCAGUGGGAUCACAACACGGCUGAAGGUAGGGAGCGUCUCCUGGUCUACCGCCGGACUCUAGUGGCGGGUCUCAAAGGGGCAGCAAGGCGCCCCACCAAUUUGGCCAAGGUAAGAGAAGUCUUGCAGGGACCAACAGAACCCCCGUCCGUUUUUCUAGAACGUCUAAUGGAGGCUUAUAGGAGAUAUACCCCAUUUGAUCCCUCUUCUGAGGGACAAAAGGCGGCGGUGGCCAUGUCCUUUAUCGGACAGUCUGCCCCGGAUAUUAAAAAGAAAUUACAAAGACUGGAAGGACUCCAGGACCAUUCCUUGCAGGAUCUCAUAAAGGAGGCAGAGAAGGUAUAUCAUAAGAGAGAGACAGAGGAAGAAAAGCAAGAAAGAGAGAAAAAGGAGACAGAGGAAAGAGAGAGACGGCGUGACAGGCGCCAGGAGAAAAACUUGACCAAAAUCUUGGCCGCGGUAGUAAGUGAGAAAGGGUCCAGAGGGAGACAGGCAGGGAAUCUGAGCAACAGGGCAAUGAGGGCACCUAGGGAAGGAAGACCGCCUCUGGACAAAGAUCAGUGCGCAUACUGUAAAGAAAGGGGCCAUUGGGCAAGGGAGUGCCCCCGGAAGAAGAACGCCAGGGAAACCAAUGUCCUGACCCUGGGUGACUAGGGGAGUCGGGGUUCGGACCCCCUCCCCGAGCCCAGGGUAACGUUAACUGUGGAGGGGAUCCCCACUGAGUUUUUGGUUGAUACCGGGGCCGAACAUUCAGUAUUGACCAAGCCUAUGGGAAAGAUGGGACCCAAACGGACAGUCGUGGCUGGGGCGACGGGCAGCAAAGUUUACCCUUGGACCACCAAGAGACUUUUGAAAAUUGGACAAAAGCAAGUGACCCACUCAUUCUUGGUCAUACCCGAAUGCCCUGCUCCCCUGUUAGGCAGGGACCUCCUCACCAAGCUAAAAGCUCAAAUCCAGUUUUCCACAGAGGGCCCACAGGUAACAUGGGAAGACCGCCCCGCCAUGUGUUUAGUCCUGAACUUGGAGGAGGAAUACCGAUUACACGAAAAGCCGGUCCCUCCUUCUAUCGACCCGUCAUGGCUCCAACUCUUUCCCAUGGUUUGGGCCGAGAAGGCAGGUAUGGGACUGGCCAAUCAAGUCCCACCAGUGGUAGUGGAACUGAAGUCAGAUGCCUCACCAGUGGCUGUUCGACAGUACCCAAUGAGCAAGGAAGCCCGGGAGGGUAUCAGGCCCCACAUCCAAAGAUUCUUGGAUUUGGGGAUUCUGGUACCUUGCCAGUCGCCCUGGAACACCCCUUUGUUACCUGUAAAAAAACCUGGAACCAAUGACUAUCGGCCAGUCCAAGAUUUGAGGGAGGUCAACAAAAGAGUACAGGACAUUCAUCCCACAGUCCCGAACCCCUAUAACCUACUCAGUUCCCUCCCGCCCAGCCACACCUGGUAUUCAGUUUUAGACCUCAAAGAUGCUUUCUUUUGCCUCAAGCUACACCCCAACAGCCAGCCAUUGUUCGCGUUUGAAUGGAGAGAUCCAGAAAAAGGCAAUACUGGCCAGCUAACCUGGACUCGGCUACCGCAAGGAUUCAAGAACUCUCCCACCCUCUUCGAUGAGGCCCUCCACCGGGAUCUGGCAUCCUUCAGGGCUCUCAACCCCCAGGUAGUGAUGCUCCAAUAUGUUGAUGACCUCCUGGUAGCGGCCCCAACGUACCGAGACUGCAAAGAAGGGACACGAAGGCUCUUACAGGAACUAAAGUCAGACGACACCCCAAUACACAUAUGCUCAGAAAUCCUUGCCGAGGAGACAGGAACCCGACCUGAUCUGAGAGAUCAGCCGUUGCCCGGGGUACCCGCUUGGUAUACGGAUGGCAGCAGUUUCAUCAUGGAUGGCAGGCGACAAGCAGGUGCUGCCAUUGUGGACAACACGCGGACGGUGUGGGCGAGCAACCUGCCAGAGGGAACGUCAGCUCAGAAGGCCGAACUAAUCGCCUUGACACAAGCAUUACGCUUGGCCGAAGGAAAAAGCAUCAACAUCUACACGGACAGCAGGUACGCUUUUGCCACCGCUCAUGUUCACGGGGCUAUAUACAAACAAAGAGGACUGCUCACUUCCGCUGGAAAAGACAUCAAGAACAAAGAGGAGAUUUUGGCCCUGCUAGAGGCCAUCCAUCUCCCUAAGCGAGUCGCUAUCAUCCAUUGCCCCGGCCACCAAAGAGGGACUGACCCUGUGGCUACCGGAAACCGAAAGGCCGAUGAGGCCGCGAAACAAGCUGCCCAGUCAACCAGAAUACUGACGGAGACCACGAAAAAUCAAGAACACUUCGAGCCUACACGGGGGAAGAUCAAGCCGAAAGAGCUCACCCCUGACCAGGGAAGGGAAUUCAUUCAACGGCUGCAUCAGCUCACGCACUUAGGGCCAGACAAGCUUCUCCAGCUUGUAGGUCGCACCAGUUUUCACAUCCCGAAUCUCCAGUCUGUAGUGCGUGAAAUCACCAGCAAGUGUCAGGUUUGUGCUGUAACUAACGCAGUCACCACCUACCGAGAGUCUGGAAGGAGGAAAAGGGAAGCUCACCCUCACUGAAGUCUCUGGACUCGGGUUAUGUAUAGGGAAAGUACCUCCUACUCACCAACAUCUCUGCAACCUGACUAUACCCUUAAACGCCUCACAUACUCACAAGUACCUCCUCCCCUCCAACCACAGCUGGUGGGCUUGUAAUUCUGGCCUCACCCCCUGCCUCUCUACAUCAGUCUUCAACCAGUCUAACGAUUUCUGUAUCCAGAUCCAGCUUGUCCCUCGCAUCUACUAUCACCCAGACGGUACCUUGCUACAGGCCUAUGAGUCCCCCCACCCUAGAAACAAGAGAGAGCCUGUCUCACUCACCCUGGCUGUCCUUCUCGGAUUAGGGGUCGCAGCAGGUAUAGGUACCGGCUCGACCGCCCUAAUAAAAGGGCCCAUAGACCUCCAACAAGGUUUGACUAGCCUCCAGAUUGCCAUGGAUACAGACCUUAGGGCCCUUCAAGACUCCAUAAGUAAACUAGAGGAUUCCUUAACCUCCCUGUCUGAAGUAGUGCUCCAGAAUAGGAGAGGCCUUGAUCUGCUAUUUUUGAAGGAAGGGGGCCUUUGUGCAGCCCUAAAAGAGGAAUGCUGUUUCUAUGUUGACCACUCAGGCGCGGUGCGAGACUCCAUGAGGAGACUCAAGGAAAGGUUAGAUAAGAGGCAGUUAGAGCACCAAAAGAAUUUAAGUUGGUACGAGGGAUGGUUCAACCGUUCCCCCUGGCUUACUACUUUACUGUCUGCCCUUGCUGGUCCCCUGCUACUCCUCCUUCUGUUACUCACCCUCGGGCCUUGUGUCAUCAAUAAGUUAGUGCAAUUCAUCAAUGAUAGGGUUAGUGCAGUAAGGAUUCUGGUUCUCAGGCACAAGUACCAGACCCUAGACAACGAGGAUAACCUUUAAUUCUGCUCUAUGAUUAGAGCUACCCUCAAAGAAAAUGGGGGAAUGAAGGAGGCAGAAAUCAUGAGGCAGAAAUCAUUCCGUGGAGUAUGGAAACUACCCGGAGGGCCCAAGGUUUAGGGACAGGUGCAGCCAGGCACAGUAAAAGGUCAGAGCAAGAAAAACAAGGAAGAUAUCUGUGGUCAUGCACCUGAGUCCCCACCCCGGACUUAUGCAAACAAUUCCCAGAAAUAGCUGAGCUCAUAACAGUUUCUAGGGUGCCCCUCAGCAGUUUCUAGAACCCUCUCGUGACCGGAGUUUUUAUUCAAACUAACCAAUGAUCUUGCUCCUCGCUUCUGUACCCGCGCUUUUUUGCUAUAAAAUGAGACCAAAGAAUCCACCCGGCGCGCCAGUCCCUCUAGGUGACUGAGUCGCCCGAGUACUCGUAAGUUCAAUAAACCUCUUGCUAUUUGCAUCCGGA
This is a messenger RNA of Phascolarctos cinereus (koala), 5768 nucleotides long. RefSeq lists its product as uncharacterized. The record is from RefSeq and is a predicted model, not a curated record. NCBI's taxonomy places the organism in Eukaryota, Metazoa, Chordata, Mammalia, Diprotodontia, Phascolarctidae. Gene Ontology annotation, biological process: virion assembly. Gene Ontology annotation, molecular function: zinc ion binding; nucleic acid binding.